Vanessa atalanta (red admiral) is the source of this 1727-nucleotide messenger RNA. It is a transcript of the gene eIF4H1, whose product is annotated as eukaryotic translation initiation factor 4H-like. The transcript has 6 exons. Lineage: Eukaryota; Metazoa; Arthropoda; Insecta; Lepidoptera; Nymphalidae. Gene Ontology annotation, molecular function: RNA binding. The record is from RefSeq and is a predicted model, not a curated record. The coding region runs from base 1 to 927 and encodes 308 amino acids.
AUGUUUCUAAACAUGGCAGGUCGCAGUGGUUUUGACGAUGGUAAUCUAAGGGACUAUGGAGGCGGUAGGAGAACAGUGGGAGGCCGCCAGCUCCCGACAGAGCCUCCCUAUAAAGCUUAUGUCGGAAAUUUACCCUCGGGUAUCAUCCAAGGCGACAUGAACAGAAUCUUUCCUGACCUGGCAAUUAAAAAUGUAAGGCUGGUUAUGGAUAAAGAAACGGACAAAUUCAAAGGCUUCUGCUAUGUGGAAUUUGAAUAUUUAGAAGAUUUGGUCAAGGCAAUCGAAAUGAACGGAUCUCUCAACGUAGAUGGUAAAUUUGUCAAAAUUGAUGUUGCCGAAGACAAAAGAAGUGACAGAGGGGGCGGGUUUGACCGCGGCCGACGCGAUGGGGGACGUGACGGGCCGCGCGAAGGGCGCGAAGGGCGCGGGGGUGGCGGUGGCGGCGGCGGUGCAGGUGGUGGCGGCGGCGGCGGCGGCGGCUUUCGGCGGGAGGGGCGCGGUACGUACGAGCACUUCGACGCCGCCGAGCGCCGUGCGCCGAGGACCCAGGGUGGUGGCGGGUUCACACAUGAUGCGGCAGAACGUGAGCGAGGCGGGGGCUCGAGCGGCGAGCGGUGGAACGACCGCGGCGAGCGGUGGAGCGGCGACCGCGCGGCGCGGGGCGCGUCCGAGGAGUCGCGCAGCGGCGAGUGGAGCCGCAUGGGCCGCGCCGGGCCCGCGCCGCCCGCGCGCGCGCCGCCGCCGCGCCGGAACUUCGACGACAUGCCCGCCGCCAGACCGGAUACGUCUGGAAGACCAAAGCUGAAACUGGAGCCGCGAACGGUUAAGGAGCCCGUUAACUCAUUAGCUUCGACCAGCCAGGCCUCGUCAAUAUUCGGAGGCGCGCGGCCGCGAGAGGAACGGCUCAAGGAGCUGGCGGGCGAGUAAAUCCCCCUCCCUCGGCCCCCCUCCCCUCCGCACCCUCUCCUGUGUGUAUAUGUAUCGUCCAGACGCCCGCCACAGUACACUAUGUAUUUACCCUCCCCACGACAAAAGUGCAGAGUUAUUGUAAAUGAACCAGAAAGAUUUUGUUAGGUUGUGAGGUUGUAAAUCAUUUCUAUCGUAUAUCUAUUUUAUUAGCUUUAUUGAGUAUCGCUUGUAUCGCGCGCGACAACGCUCGUUUUUGGGCGGAGCGCCUGCACUCCACUCGGUCUACGCGUUGUAUUAAAAUUGCUAGUUUUCGUUGAUGACUUCACGUAUUGUCCGGGCUUGUGUGUAUGAUAAACUUAGCUUGCAUAAUAUAUUUCAAAAUUCAACUCUUUAAGUAAAUCGUUUCUUUUGUUUGUAAUGUUGUCACUUGGGUGAUUCAAACAUAAUUAUUUUUUUAACAGUUUGGCAAUAUGAGAUUUUAAUUAAUUCUCUGUUGUAAUGGAUUGUCUUUUUAUUAUUGUUUAAUUUGUUAAGUCUUGAAAAUUAAUCAUUGAAUGAGUAAUAAUGAAACAUAAUUUAAGUGAUGUAAUUAUGGUGUCAUUAAUAAAUUAAACUUCCACGUUAAUGGAUUUCUACUUUAUUAGAUAUUGUGUAAUGUCAUAAAUUACGUGGCAGAUAAAAAAAAAUCGCAAAAUUGUAACUGAACAUAGAAAAAUUAAUAAAAAGUGAAUUCUUUGUAACCAGGAAUUUAUCUGAAGUUCCAGUAAACCUUUCCGAUUCCGAAAUCCUUUGCUAGAUCCAUUAAUUUAUUUAGUGUU